AUGGAAAUUUAUGAUUGCCCAAAUUUAGUCCACUUUGAUGCUAGAAAUAAUUUACUUACUAGUUUGUAUUUCCUUAAUGAAUUGAAAGAGCAAAUUACUCACUUAGAUGUUAGUAACAAUGAUUUAAGAGACGAGUUGCUUUUUUUGGGUGAAUUUAGAAAUUUAGAAUCUUUAUUUGUUGGUAAUCGAAUUAAUAGAGGAAUUGUUAAUGUUAUGCGAAAGAACUGUCUUAAAGGAUCUUUGGAAAAAAUUAAAGGGUUAAAUAAAUUAAGAGAAAUAGAUAUUUCUAAUACUAAUAUUAACUCUGGUUUAGAAUAUUUGCCAAAAAAAACAGAAAAAGUUGGUUGUUCUUGCCAUCUUUUCUUAAAAAGAGAGUGUUCCGUAAUUAAAAAACAAUUAGAAAAUUACCCAUUUAACGAUGACGCAUUAAGCGGAAAGCAAAGGGAAUCUUUAGAGGAAAGAGAAACAUCAUAUUCAAAACAGUUAGAAGUUACUAACCACCUGCAACCAGUUAUUUUUGAUAAUAUUACUGAAAAACCUAUUCUCGAAGAAGAAAUAGGAAGAGGCGGAUACGGGGAAGUUUACCAAGACAAAAAACAAAUUACUAAUGAAGUUAAUAUCCUCAGAAAACUAAAAAGUAAAUAUAUUAUUCAGUAUUACGGAAUUUAUUCGAAUGACCAGGAAUUUCACAUUAUUAUGGAUUACGCCGAAAAUGGACUAACUUAUAUUCACCACGAAAAUAUUAUUCACCGAGACUUGAAAAGCAUGAAUAUCUUAUUAGAUAGUGAUUAUAAGACAAUAAAAAUAGCCGACUUUGGCUUAGCCAAGCUUAUUAAAAAUGUUAGUUCUUCUCAGUCAAAUUCCGAAAUUGCUGCUAAAUGCACUAAGCCUUUUAAGAAUGUUGAUAACUGUGGUGUAAUCUUACAUAUUGCUAGCAACAACAAAGAAACAAUACCUAGUGAUGUCCCCCAAGAUGUUUGUCGACAAAGCAAGAUUUUUGCCUCCCUUGAUGCCGAACUUUCCAGCCGUGUAGAGUUAGCCCCAGCCUCGAGUAGUUUACCAUUUGCUUCACCAACAACCGCGAACCCAACCCUAGAAGAAAAAUUUGCCCGGCAAACUAAGCGGGAGUUGCUCAAAGAAUGCAAAACUAGUGAAAACCGGAUUAAAUCCCUAUUUGUGGUCCAAAAGGUCAAG
Molecule: messenger RNA, 1194 nt
Organism: Racocetra persica
Lineage: Eukaryota; Fungi; Glomeromycota; Glomeromycetes; Diversisporales; Gigasporaceae
Source: the annotation of a GenBank genome assembly